UUAUUUCACUGUUUGUGCCGGGAACGGCUGUAGUACCGAAAGUAACUUUAGUGUUGCUGGUUAGUAGCAAGUGCAACUGUUACUCAAGGUUGUUACUUGCCCUCAUUAUCGAAAGGGAUAAGUUAGCUCUACAUCUGUCACUAGACGAUGUCAGGAUUGACCAAAGAACAGUUAAAAAACGAACUCAUAACGCAUGGCGUGGAGUUGCCAUCUUCACUGGCCAAAAAAGAAGAAUAUGUGCGUCUGUACGAGAAAUAUGUAGCACCAGUCGAACAAGCGAAAGGCGACUUUUCCUCAGACGACGAAGACUCCCCCAUCGUCCCCAAAGAAAUGGUCAAUAUGGAACAGAAUUUAGUUGUUGAUGGACUUGACAUCUCAAAGCUUGAUGAUGAUGAGUUAUACAAGAGACUGUCUGAUUUAGGAGCUACAGUAGGACCAAUUGUAGAAUCAACUCGUAAAGUGUAUCAAAAGAAAUUAUUGGUGCUAAUGGGUGGUGAUGUUCCUGACUCCCCAACUUACAAUGGAGAUUUGGAUGAAGAGGAGUAUUCAGACAGUGAAGAUGCUGAGGAAGUGAAAGUUGGGGAGGUUGUAACCAAUAAAGUAGAAAAUACUACAAGUUCCCCACCAUCAGAAGCUUCGGACAUUCGCAGACGUGUUUUACUAUCUUCAGCGGGGGAAACUGAAAGGGGAGAAGUUAUAUUUGAUCCUGAAAAACAUACACCAUCCCCCCGUCGCUCCUUGCGGUCUGUCACCUCAACCAAAACAACUUCAACAUAUGAGAGCACUAUAUUCCGUAAUGUGAAUAAUGGAAGAAGUGGGCUGAUAAAUGCUACUGGAUCUACAAUUUCUACUGAAGAGGAAGAAGAACAAGAACAGGACAGAAAAAGCAAGAUAUCCUUGAUUGUGCGCCUCCUUGUCAAGUUGUUGUUCCUUGGACUUAUUAUUGCUCUUAUUUUAUACAUUUAUCAGAAUGACCCUAGUGAAAGUCCAUUUAAAGCUGUUGAGCAGUUAGCCCGUCAGGCUCUUGAAGCUGCUGUUGGAGAAGAGGCAAAUGUAAAAGAGGAAGGAACUGUAGAAAGUGUUAAAGCCCCAGAUACUCCUCCUCAGCUACAGGAAGUACCAGAAGUACAUUAAAUAUGCACUUAAAUGGAUCUGUAUUUUUCAUUAAAAAUAUAAAUGUAUUUUCAGUGCUUUUAUUUGUUUAAAUUAUAGAUUUUUACAGGAUCACUUUAAAAAUAUAUGAAUACUAUUUGCUAUGUAUUCUGUUAAGUAUACUACUGUAUUAUGUGAAAUUGAAACAUCAGUUGAAAUUACUUGUACAUUAUUAUUGAUGUUCUGUCCCCUGUGUGACCUAUCUAGAAAUACACAAGGAAUAUUUUUUCCUGAUCCAUUUGAGGGAAUUUCAAAUUUUUAUUUUAUUUUUUUUCUGUUAACAGUCUACUUAGUCAUUGCAGGACUUUCUGUAUGAUAUUAACUCAUAUAAUGCAAACCCUUUUACUGUGUAUCAAUACCACUUCCACUUUGGUCUGGAUGGUAAAGCCAUCAAUUAUAUUUUUAAUAGCUCUCUGUCUAUAAUGAUUAAACAAAGUUGUAACAUAAGAUACAAAUUUUUUUUUUCUACUGGUCGUAUACUGCUCUAUGAUGGUGGUGUUACUAUUCAUCUAACACUAAGAUGGCAAGAAAAGAAUCUGGUGAGCUUACUUAAGGAUCCUAAAAAUUCUGGAAACUAUUGGUCUCAUUGUCUGCUCAAAUGUAUUCCUAUGAUGGUGCCACUGGCAAAGCCACAGUGAUGUGAAAAUCACAUUGUGUGCACUUGUGUAUUAUAUCUUUUUUAUCGUUUUUAUUUUGUCAAGUAGGCGGUUGUUAACAAUGAAAUGCAUAUCUAAGAAUGUGGUUCAUUGUAAUGUGCUCAGUCAGAGGAUUAUAAAUAUUUGACAGUAUUUUUUUGUAUGUUUAUUUUAAAAAUUAUUACUGGUACUCUUCAGAUGUUCACAGGUAGUUAAGGAUUGCUGGAUUUGGCUUUAAUUUGUGAGAGUUUAUGUUUGUUAUGUUAUUAAUACUGAGGUAGGGAAGCUUGGUUUCUAUCCAUCAGUUUCUUGAAAAAUGUUAUUGCAGAUUGAAAAAAUAUCACAAACUGUCUUAGACAUAGUUAUACAUAAUUACAUAUUUCCACCGUUUUUCGUUUCUUUUGUUUAUACUGUAUUUAUUGCCCUCAGUGGUACUCAAAGCAGAUCUGUUGCUUUGAUACUAAGGAAGAGACAAUUAUUUAGGUUUGAAAAGCAACUUUGGAAAUUUUUCAAGAAAUGUGGUGAAUGUCUAGCAUAAACUGUUCUCCUUGGUAGAGGCAGUAUUAGGAAAGUUCAGUAUUAAGGUAGCUAUAGAAUUUUUAGUGCAUCCUAAAUCACCUGUGAACAAGUAGUCUCAAAUGAUGCUUUUUUAUGUCAUAUCUUGUUGAAGAAUGAUAUCUGUUGGUAUACUUAUGAGUUUUUGUGUAUGUUCACCAUUGAGGAGAUUAUUUAUAUUUAGUACGUACAUAUUUUGUUGAAAUUUUGUCUUGCCAACUGCCCUAUUAUGUUUUUUUUUGUUUUAUUUUUGGGUAGGUUUUUUCCAUUCCAUGUUAGUUCAUGUAAUUUGAUGCAAUGGUUUAAGUUGAAUUUCUGAAUGCCUGUUUUUCUUCACCUUAAGACAAAUUUUUUUGUACACCUAAUAACUGAAAGUACAAGUAUCAAUAACGAUAAAAAGUAUUCGUAUGAAUUAAAUCAUUUUAAGGUCAAUGUUAACUGUAGUUAAGUGAACCAAACAUGAAAUUUGCAAUUUUUUUUAUUUAUUUAUUUAUUUUAUUUUUUAUUUAUUUUAUUUUUUAUUUUUUAUUUUUUAUUUUUUGUACUUCCUGCAAGAGUUGUAUGGUCCGUCAUGAAUAAUAAUAAUAAGAGAGCUUUUAUUUAAAGUCCAAAAGGAGUUAUGUUAAGUCCUAUGUCUACACUGUACAUAUAUGAUGAAGCUCCUGUUGAUAGUUCAAAGCCCUGUUCAUAAUUUUUACAAGUUUUAGUGAGUUUGAGUUGUCAUAGGUUUAGAUCCUUUUUGCAACCUUGUUUUCUUAUUAGUUUAUAGCGAGUUUGCUGUGAGAUUUGUCUUUGAGUGGUCUUUCUCUAAUUUAGUUGGUAAGUUUGUUCAAAACAAGGUAAUCUGAAUAUAAUAUUUUACUCUGGCAGUCAAAGCAAAUUUUAUACAUUGUAGUUUAAGGAAUUACAAGGCUAUAAUAAAGAUGAAUUUUACAGUAACACUGGUUUGCUACCUUAAACUUAUUGGCAGUAUGGUUGUCAAAUAUGAUUUGUAACCAUGCCACCAUUAAAAUUUUUAUUUUCUGUUAUGAAUGUUGAUAAUUGUUAGGUUAUUGUUCAUAUAAGCAUUAAAGAACAAGAAACUGCUGGUGAUAAUUGUUAGGUUAUUGGUCACAUAGCCAUUAAAGAACACAAAACUGCUGGUAAAAUGACUAAUGCUGCUGCAAGUCAAGUAAAGAAUAACCAUAAUGAAUACUUGAGAUUCAUUCUAUUUGUUAUUGUUUAACAUUGAGAAAUUCAUAUGGGUUGAUUAAUUGUUUUGUAUUACGUAAAUAUCGAGUAUUGUAAACAAACCCAUAUAUUUUGUCAGUUGUCAACAAUUGCAGUUUAUCCAAUGAUUAAAAUGAAGUUUUUAGGCAGUUAUGAUAGAUGAAAUAAGAUCUAUAUGCAUCUAAAAUGUUAAACUGGAAGAACUCGAGGACUGGUGUAAACUAUUCUUAUUGCUGUCGUGGAAAGUAAAUAUUCUGGCCACGUCAUGGUUUACAAAGACUUCAGCUUGUAAUAGAAUUAACUAUAACUAAAGUCUCAAACCCUGUGGCCAAAGUAGAUUUCUUAUGACUAAUUUUUUAUAAUAGAAUAUAUGAGUCAAGUAAAAAGGCAGUAAUGUGAUAAGAAAGCUGACAGAUAAAUCUUGAGGAGAGUGAACAACUUUUCUGUAUAUUUUAUAUUAAAGGUCUUCAUCAGA
Messenger RNA from Macrobrachium nipponense, 4026 nucleotides. Its product is annotated as lamina-associated polypeptide 2-like. Bases 148 to 1134 code for a protein of 328 amino acids. The transcript is spliced from 7 exons. Gene Ontology annotation, molecular function: DNA binding. The record is from RefSeq and is a predicted model, not a curated record. NCBI's taxonomy places the organism in Eukaryota, Metazoa, Arthropoda, Malacostraca, Decapoda, Palaemonidae.